Messenger RNA from Cutaneotrichosporon oleaginosum, 2562 nucleotides. RefSeq lists its product as uncharacterized. Lineage: Eukaryota; Fungi; Basidiomycota; Tremellomycetes; Trichosporonales; Trichosporonaceae. The record is from RefSeq and is a predicted model, not a curated record.
AUGAUCUUGUUCAACCGUAAAGCAACCUUUGCCCUCGUAGCCGUCACAACCAUCCUCUCAAAAGUCGUCCACAUUUACGCCCACUACGGCGCACUUCAAGAAGGACAAUUGACCCGAUGGUGCUACUCAUUCUUCUUGCAAGACGUCGUCCUACUCGUCAUCUGUCAUCUCUUUGUCGCACGAAAGCUCGACGUCAACCGAUCCAGGACACUACGCGUCCUCGUAGGAUUUGGAGGCACCCUUCUCCUCUCAACCUCCGUCUUUGUCUCUCUCUCAAACGCAUGCGUCUUCUACAACUCGGGCGUAGAAGUUCACUGGGCAAACGCCACCCUCGCAAACGACGCUGCAGGCCGUCGCACCCUUCUCUCAGGCCUCUGGCCCUCCAUCUACAUCACCCUUGCUUGCAUCGCAACCGCCGCCUUUUUGCAAUGGCCCCUCUACUUUAUCUUUGAAAUCUUCUCCAACCUCCUUUCCGCACCCUUCAUCGCAAUGGCCUAUGUCAUGGCUGUCGGGCCCCGCCACCUCUUCCGCCGCACCACCUGGCGCGCAUGGCUCGCCUCUGCUAGGCAACGAAUUACCUCUGGCUCCAUCGACCUCGAAGCUUGCGAACCAAAAGACUUUGACCUCGACGAGACUUCCAGUGACGAGCGCCUCAACCUUCGCAACUGGCCAUGGGUGCUCCUCUUCCAGAUCUUCACCCACGCUGCCGGCCUGGCCGCCCUUCUUGCCAUGUUCAUCCUCUUCAUGAUCCGCCCCCACAAGGCGACGCUCAAGCUCAUGACAUGGACUGCCAUCGUCUCGCCAUUCGUCGCCUUGGGCAGCGCGUCCGAGGCCCUGGCAAAGAUGAAGCCCCUCUACAAGUCGGGCAUCGGCUUCAAGUGGGACGGUAGGACCGCCAUGAGCCGUCCAACAAAGUACGAGUGGUUGCCGUCCGACCGCGAGCCCGCAGGUUUCGAGGACUGGUACCACGACAGAAGGCAUUACACAGCCUCGCAUGACCCUCUCAAGAUCAGCAACUUGCACGACGACGUUUUGGAGGCUCUCGGCGACCUCAAGACUGUGCCGAUCCGCCAUGUCAUUACCAUUCUCCUCGAGAGCACACGCAAAGACGUCUUCCCCCUCAAGAAGGAUGGUGUGAUCGCCCAGCGCUUUGCCGACACGUGGGACAACAAGGAGUUCCCCUCUGACGUCGAAGAGCGGCUGCGUAAUAUAUCCGCGACGGCACGUCACCUCACCGGCGACUUUGAUCAUGGCUUUGCGCCCCCCCAGGGCGAGGGCGAGGUCGAGAACGAAAGCGGGGCCGAGGACAAGAUGAAGAAGCCUCGCGGCGGAAUCUCGUUCGAGGACACUUUUGUCACCUCGACCUACACCCUCAAGAGCGUUGCGGGGUCCUUGUGUGGCGUGGUCCCCCUCAUCGUGGACUUUAACCGCGAGUACAAGAAGCAUCUUUAUCAGCCAUGCCUGCCGCAUGUGCUUGACGUUCUUGGAAGACUCAACCACAAAGGCGAGGAAGGCUACCGCUCGUACCCCUGGAAGUCGACCUUCAUGCAGUCGGCCACUAGCACGUUUGACGAGCAGAAGAACCUUGUCUGGAAAAUGGGCUACGGUCACUUUUACGACAAGGAGUAUCUCCAGGCCGACUAUGCCAAGUUUGGCAAGGUCACGCUCCCCGACGUAAACUACUUCAGCGUCCCAGAGGACCCACUGCUCGACUACAUCAAGGACGAGUUCAACAUGGCAAAGGAGAAUGACAAGCGUAUCAUGAUUACGCACCUAACGAGCACGAGUCACCACCCCUACGGCAUUCCGGACACGGACAAGCCAGACGAAAAGUACAAGGAGCUAGGCAAGGGCCUGGACGACCUGUCCAAGUGGGUGAAUGCCAUUGGGUACGACGACCGGUGGCUGGCCAAGAUUCUCGGUGCGCUUGACGAUCUCGGGGUGGCCAACGAGACGCUCGUUGUGAUGGUGGGCGAUCACGGCUUGUCGAUCCCCGAGAACGGCAAGUUGCCGACCUACUACAACCCGUACACGAUCAACAACAUUGUGCCCAUGGUCUUCUCCCACCCGCUCCUCCCGCCGAUCAAGGUCCAGUCGUCGGUGACGUCGCGAGACAUUGUGCCGACGAUUCUAGACCUGUUGGCUGAGACGGGGUCGCUCUCCAAGCCGGCAACCAAGGCUGCGCGCGACCUCACGGCCAACUACGAGGGCCAGUCUAUGAUCCGACCAAUCCGGACCAAGACGCUGAACGACGUCGCCAAUUGGCAGUUCACAGUUGUGAAUCCCGGCGGGGAGCAACUGACGAUCCGCGACGCGGAGCACAAACAGUGGGUGCUCACUGUGCCCGUGGGCGACGCGACCGACGUCGAGUGGCAGUUCAGCGCGGACAUCCACAACGCGCAGGUGACCCUCGACCUCGAGUUCCACGACUUUCUGCGCAAGGUCGAGACCAAGUUUGGCGUCGAGGCCGCCGAGUGGGCCGAGCAGGCCGCCUUCAUCGGCCGCUGGUGGGUCCAGGAGAACUGGCGGCGGUGGCGGCACGGUCCGUACUCGCGCCUGUAG